CUGAGCUUAUAAAUGACAAGGUGACAGUUUGCCCCAUCCUACACUCAUUGACUGCCGCUGUAUGCGAGAGCAGCUAAUCCCGGACCCUCCGAAAGCCGUAACGAACCGGUUCCAGCCAUGUACGCCUGCGCCAAGUUUGUCACUUCUCCUGCUGUGCUGCGUGGGGGGUCCAGAGUCCUCGCCCGGCCAGUCUCAGUCUCCUUCUUCAACAGACCUGAAGCCACAGUGGAGCAGCAGGCCUUGUUGCCAGUCAGCCAGUCUGUAGUCCCAGCCCGCUCCUUCCAGACCAGCGCUGUCUCCCGAGACAUCGACACUGCCGCCAAGUUCAUUGGUGCCGGUGCCGCCACGGUGGGUGUGGCUGGCUCAGGAGCUGGAAUCGGAACAGUGUUCGGCAGCCUCAUCAUUGGCUACGCCAGGAACCCCUCCCUGAAGCAGCAGCUCUUCUCCUACGCCAUCCUGGGCUUUGCUCUGUCUGAGGCUAUGGGUCUCUUCUGUCUGAUGGUGGCGUUCCUCAUUCUAUUCGCCAUGUAAACCUGGAAACACACACACACACCUCUUCCCUUCUCUCACCCCCUCCUCUCCCUCCGUCCCAGUCUCCUUUCCUCUCCUUGCUCCCUUCUCCCUCCCUCCCUUUCCAUCCGGAGGGGAGUGUCCAGAACGGGAACUCUGAACAAGUCGAUAGUCCAUUCCAAUCAACGGACAAAAAAAAUAUUAAACGUCUGAGGGUAACACACCUCCAAUCCUACAUUUUUAUGUUCCUACACUUCUCUUUGUUUUUCUGGAGUUUUAUGUAAGACCUCACUUUGGUUGAAAUAAUCUGUCCAAAAUAAAUGGUUGGGAUAACUAAACUAAAAAAAAAA
Molecule: messenger RNA, 860 nt
Organism: Toxotes jaculatrix (banded archerfish)
Lineage: Eukaryota; Metazoa; Chordata; Actinopteri; Toxotidae
Gene: atp5mc1
Product: ATP synthase membrane subunit c locus 1
Exons: 5
Coding region: 118-531 (137 amino acids)
Biological process (GO): proton transmembrane transport; proton motive force-driven ATP synthesis
Molecular function (GO): proton transmembrane transporter activity
Source: RefSeq, a predicted model, not a curated record